AUGAAUUCUCUAGUUGCCAAGCAUGGCCAGUGUAUACAGGUCAGUCCAGAUCCGAAAACAAGUAACAUCACACAAACUCUGCUCCGAGAAAAUCUUCUGCUUGCCAAGGAUAAUGUCACUACUGUUGGCGACUCUAUAUUAAGUGCUUCCGAACGCAAUCGUCGCUUGAUACCCUACAUGGCUUUCUAUUUGCCACCAGACUUCCCCAUCAAUCAGCAAUACGCCGUUCAAGGGCCCAAAAGUGCUCACCCAAUCGCCACCAAAUAUACGAAACCAAUAGCCGUGGAAGGUCAUUUAGCACCAGGCGCCGUCGGUGGCCUUAUAGCCGUGCCCCAGGAGUACAUGCACUUACGCGCUCCACCGCCCAGCACCUUGAACAAUGGAGACUUGGCAUAUGCACCAGCGCCACAGCCACAGCAGCAUUAUCUGCCAAGUGCAGGCGAUGUUUACCAUCAGCUACCCUAUGCUGCAGGUCCAACGCCAACAGUCAUUCCACAUCACACCCCACCGCCACUAUCCCAAUCGGCGAUCAAUACCAAAGGCAGCAAAGUGCCUGUAUUGCAUUUGCUGCCUCCCGGACCACCGGGUCCAACAGUUGCACCGAUUAUCAAACAUAAACACAAAACGGUACAACAUUUUCCGCCCACAAAACCACCAGCAUUGCAACAGCUGCCAUAUGAGCAUUUGCCGCCGCCACAGCGCCAGAAGACGAUGAUUCGUCACAAUGCUGUGCCAGAGCCGUUACACCAACAGCAACAAUUACCAGUAUUUACGUCGCAAUAUGAGCAGCAACAGCAACAACAACAGCAGCAGCAACAACAACAACAACUACAGCAGCAACAACAACACGCAUCGGCACUGUUGUUUCGCCAGCAAACUCGUCCAAAACAAUCCAAAGUCAAUUUAACACCAUUUACACCAUCAAAUACACUGCCCGGACAUUUUAUACCGAUUAUUUACACGCCAGUGAGCGACGACGGCAACGACGCCACUGCCAUCAUCUCCGGCAACAACAACAACAAUAAUCAUCAUGAUGCUAACGCACUUAAUUAUGGCUAUGGCAACCCGACGGUAGUGUUAGUUGAUGAUCUGUCGCCACCGAUGCAGCCAGUCAAUCUGCCACAACAACAACACCACCAAUUCAAGUCAGUCCCACUGCAGAAUCCCACAAUCAGCAACGAAUAUACGCCAACCUCUCCGGACAUACCAGUCGAGGCACUUCAGCAGCAACAGCAAAAAUACAUUACUGCAACAGGCGCACCAUCAGCCGCGCUAGCGCCUCAACAAGCAGAGUUGCCAACGGAAAGCGCCGCCAGCGCAGCACUGAUUCCACACUCAACGACAAGCCCAACCUAUCACAUAAUCAAUGAGGCAUCAGCACCUGUUCAUCCAUUAACAACCACACCGCAAAAAGACACACUACUGAGCAACGCGAAUCAACAAUCGCAGCAACUACAACUACAACAACAACAACAAACACAUGCACAUCUACAUCCCCAUCAGCAUUCGCAUUCGCAUUCUCAUACGCAGCAAUCUCAUCGCCAUUCAACGCGACCUCGCCAAAAACAUCCGCAUUUCCAGUCGCCUAGACCGGAGAAUUUUUUCGACGGCACUGACACGACACAGGAAUUACAACCACCACAACAGCAGGAAAUACUGCAUCAGGAGGAUUCCUACACAUAUUUGAAUGAUGAGUCAAUGACGCCACAGGAAAAAUACGUUCGCUAUUUACAGCAGCGCAUACGUUACAAUAAGCAGCAGCAGAAGCAACGUGACCGCGCUAAGGAGCGUGAAAAUUUCAUUGUACAACAACAACAAGAACAGCAGCAACAGCAGCAGCAGCAGCACUCAGAGUAUGAGCAGCAACAGCAACAGCAGUUGGCGCAUUUACAGCAACCGCAAUCGCAAAUUGUUGUGCUAAGCGAGAAUGAUGGUCCAGCAGCCGCACCCACGCCGUCGCCCUUUGCCCCUCUAUCCAAUCAGCAACAAUUAGACGUGGACACACAAGGCAACUAUCCACAACACAGCCCUAUAAGGCAUGCCGUGUAUCCACAUCCAGAGUUGCCUGUGCCGCCGAAUCAUCAACCGCAAACGAAUGUAGCUACGAUUAAGCAAGUUGUAAAAAUACCGGUGCGCACUUUGGUCAGUGAGGCAUUAGAUGCAUACCAGCAACAACAGCACCAACAACAUUUGGUGGGGCAGAGUGCAGGUGGUGGCGUCUAUAGGCAACAACCGCAAUUCACAAACGGACUAGGGCCUCCAACAACUCAAUACAUCGAUUACAUUGUCGACGAUCCCAAACAAUCACUCGACGAAGAACAACAACACAAUUCAGCAGCAUCGGCUGUGCCACAAAAAUCUGCACCACAACAAAAUGCUUUUAUUGUCAUUUCAACUUCAUCGCCACCAAUGAUUGCGCCCGCCGGCAUUAACCAAGAGUACUACGACUCCACCAGCAGGCCUGUCUACAAGCAACAACCGACACUACGUUUGCAGCCGCUGCCACCGGCAGGUAAGUCGCACAACUACGCCACAAAACGUCCAAUCGUGGCCACAGCGCCAGCGCCACCACAACCACCGCUACACAUACCGCAAUCGAAUGCAUCGCCGGCGGCUGUUAAACCGAAAUACAAUUUUGGAGAUGUUAUAAAAUCCACAGCACAAGCAGUCAAACCGAGACCAUCGCACAAGUAUUCGGGUGGUAUUGGCAGUAAGCUGCCACCACCCGCCGCACCGCCACCGCCGCCACAACAUCACGAUAAGCAACAAGUAAAUUUACCAGAAUAUUAUAAUCCACCAGUGCCAGUGGCAUUGAAAACUGCGCCCGUCGCCGAUGCCAAUCAAUUGCCCGACAUACGCUCAUCUUCGCUGGCGGAAAUAUUGCACAAACUACAGGCAAGCAAUCACUUGCCGAGAACGCUGACGCCGGAAAACAUUGAUAAUUCGAUUAAGACUCUGGUCAUGAUAUUGGAGAAUCUCAAGCAAACACAAACAAUUGUGCCAAAUCCAUCGCAACAUCACGACAAACCUGCUUCCUCGCCAGACUACGACUACGGCACGGGCAGUGAAGAGGUGAAUAGUGGUGCGCCUGACCUAUCGAGCGUACUGUCGCCAGUGCUGCCAAACAAGCAUCCAGGACCGAGCACGGGACGUGCCGGCAUCGAUUAUCCCAACUUAGCUGAGAUACCACAAACCAAUUUCAAUUGCGCGGAGCAACGGUAUAAGGGCUUCUUUGGUGACCCCGAAACGAAUUGCCAAGUGUGGCAUUAUUGCGAUUUGAAUGGCGGCAAGGCGUCAUUCCUCUGCCCCAAUGGUACCAUUUUCAGUCAGAUUGCCCUCACUUGUGACUGGUGGUUCAAUGUGAAAUGCUCUACAACCGCACAACUUUACGUCCUAAACGAGCGGCUGUACAAAUACAUUUUACCCUUUACGCCGAAAUUCCCAGAAGACUACAGUGGACCGCUUGUCGAUAAAUAUUUAGCAAUGAAAUUCCAAGAAAUGGAAGAGAAGAUGCGAGUUGAAAAGGAGAAAGUGGACAAAACAGCAAUCGCCGCAGUAGUGGCAGCAACAACCGCCACACAAACGAGCAAUCACAUUGAAAGCGAAGAAGUCAGUGGCGGAGUUGAUGUGGAGAACAAUAACAAUGUCGCCGACGACAACGUCAAUGAUGCAGAAGUGACCACAGUGGCAGAUCCGCGCACAUUGCCGAGAACACUGAACUCGCCAAACAAACUGGGGGCCAUUAAUGCGCACGUUAGUGAACAAAGCUCUGAGCGUAAUUUGCUGAUCGACGAUGAAGUCGAUGAUAUAUCACAACGCGGCAGCGUAGAUACAUUUGAAAGUUCUACCCAACCAACGGUGGCGGCAGCAUCAGUGAACAAAGACGAUGGUCUACUCACACUUAGUCAGAAACCCAUUGUGGUCUCCUCAACACAAGGACCAGACUAUGAUGAUGCGAACUUAGAUGAACGGCACAUACCAUCGCAGCAUUCCAUACGAAAUGCUGAAGAAGCAACAAGUCGAGCGGUAACAACCGAGACUGUACAGCGGACACCAUCACAGACGGCGCCAAUGCAAUCACAGGCGCAGUUGUUGCAACAGGACAAUCAUCAAGAACAUCAAGAACAAAUAGAAGCAUCGCCGAAGCCAGUACGUCAAACGUCAAAUAUCGAUGUGGAGAAAGUGGAAGUAAUCGAAAUCAAAGCAGAAGGUGCAGCUGGUCAAAUGGGACCGAAAAUGUACUAUGGCGCUGAGAGUGCAAAGGAUGCGCGAUAAAUGUGAAAGGAUAGGAAGUGUAGGUGGCGGACGAGAAGUGGGGGAAGAUGUGUGAAAAUGUGAAAUGUAAUUCAAAUGCAACAAAAUGAUGUUAUCAACAUGAUUUCUACAUACACACACACACACAUCUAUACAGAUAUAGUUUUCUUACGUUUAGCAAAUAGGCAAAUAUGAAGUGGAAGAAUUGCUAUUGGGAGUCAAAUAGUGAAAGACGAUCUGGUUAGAUGGCAUUUGUAUUUGCUAUUUCAAUAUUUUCUUCAUGGUAUUAUUUAUGUUUCACUUUUCUACUCUAACAAACACAAAAGUAAUUGUAGCACUAAGUUUUUUGUUUCUAGAAAAUUGGUUAGCGACUAAUUUUAAUUAACGCUUGUUAAUGAUUAUUUCUA
Molecule: messenger RNA, 4661 nt
Organism: Anastrepha obliqua
Lineage: Eukaryota; Metazoa; Arthropoda; Insecta; Diptera; Tephritidae
Product: daxx-like protein
Exons: 9
Coding region: 1-4275 (1424 amino acids)
Cellular component (GO): extracellular region
Molecular function (GO): chitin binding
Source: RefSeq, a predicted model, not a curated record